Haliaeetus leucocephalus (bald eagle) is the source of this 3653-nucleotide messenger RNA. RefSeq names its product solute carrier family 6 (neurotransmitter transporter), member 4 (gene SLC6A4). Bases 409 to 2421 code for a protein of 670 amino acids. The record is from RefSeq and is a predicted model, not a curated record. NCBI's taxonomy places the organism in Eukaryota, Metazoa, Chordata, Aves, Accipitriformes, Accipitridae. Gene Ontology annotation, biological process: serotonin uptake; sodium ion transmembrane transport. The transcript is spliced from 14 exons. Gene Ontology annotation, molecular function: serotonin:sodium:chloride symporter activity; serotonin binding. Gene Ontology annotation, cellular component: plasma membrane; neuron projection.
ACCUCUAGGAGGAAAACUGAGCUGCAGCCCUCGUGAAACAUAAAGUUUAUUUGACUAAAGUGACGCAAAAAUUCUUGAAGAGCUCUUUGGCAGCAGAUUAUCUGGAAAUCAGACCAUGUGAGGGGGAUUGGUGUACAAAAACCUCACCAAGAUGCUGAGUUGCCCACAGGCUGACUUCCCGAGACUCUGAAGUAAAUGUGGGUGAAGGUUACUCGAGCUUGGAUAACACCAAGGAAAGCGCUUCAAACCCAUCUGAAAGACAGAUGGUGUUUGUGCCUUCAAUCUGAUGGAUUUAAAUAUGGAAGAGGAAAUCUAAAAGUGCUGGGAAUAAAAGUGUGGGAAGACAAGCCACAAGGGGACUCUGUGCUGCUGUCCGUCUGCAAGUGAUCAGAACAAAUCUCGGAAAAAAUGGAAAAAAAGGCAACAAGCAAUGAGACUGAGCCGCUGACUUCCAAGAAAGAUGUCUCAGACUGUAAUGAAGGAGAAGAUUGUAAAGAGAACGGACUUCUGGUCAGGAACCCUAAAUCUGCCCUACGGCUAGUGGAGGAUGGCAAUAAAGUCCAUCCCAGCCAGGGAGAUAAAGGGGAGGCAGCUCAGAUCUCAAAUGGUUAUUCAGGGGUUCAGGGCUCUGUUCCCUGCAAUGGAAUGGGAGAGGUGGAAGACGCCCAGUGCACUGCCCCAGCAGCCACAACCACCACUACAACCACCACUUCUACCACCUGCGGAGCAGAAGGCCAGCAGCAGCUGAUGGAGCUAGAAGACAGAGAGACCUGGAGUAAAAAAAUUGACUUUCUACUCUCUGUCAUUGGAUAUGCAGUGGAUCUGGGAAAUGUGUGGAGAUUUCCUUAUAUAUGCUAUCAAAAUGGAGGAGGAGCAUUCCUCAUUCCUUACACAAUUAUGGCCAUCUUUGGAGGGAUUCCUCUCUUCUAUAUGGAACUAGCACUAGGACAGUACCACAGGAAUGGGUGUAUUUCAAUUUGGAGAAAAAUAUGUCCUAUAUUCAAAGGAAUUGGCUUUGCCAUCUGUAUAAUAGAUCUUUAUGUAGCCUCCUACUACAACACCAUUAUGGCCUGGGCCUUUUACUACCUCAUAUCCUCCUUCACGGCGGAGCUGCCAUGGACCAGCUGCACAAAUGCUUGGAACACAGGCAACUGCACUAACUACUUCAGCAAGGACAAUGUCAGCUGGUCCCUGCACUCCAUCUCUCCCGCAGAAGAAUUUUAUACCCGCCAAGUUCUACAGGUGCACAGGUCCAAUGGGCUGGAUGACCUGGGGGGCAUUAGCUGGCAAUUGACCCUCUGUUUAUUGUUAAUCUUCACCAUUGUAUACUUCAGCAUCUGGAAAGGGGUCAAAACAUCUGGCAAGGUGGUAUGGGUGACUGCCACAUUCCCUUACGUCAUACUCUUUAUCCUGCUAGUGAGAGGUGCGACUUUGCCUGGGGCUUGGAGAGGUGUCCUCUACUACUUAAAACCUGACUGGCAGAAACUCCUGGCCACUGAGGUUUGGGUGGAUGCAGCAGCUCAGAUUUUUUUCUCCCUUGGUCCAGGUUUUGGUGUCCUAUUGGCUUAUGCCAGCUACAACAAAUUCCAUAACAACUGCUACCAAGAUGCUCUGGUUACCAGUACCGUGAACUGUCUGACUAGUUUUGUGUCUGGAUUUGUCAUUUUCACUGUGCUGGGAUACAUGGCUGAGAUGAGGAAUGAAGAUGUAUCAGAGGUUGCCAAAGAUACUGGACCCAGCCUUCUCUUCAUUACGUAUGCUGAGGCCAUUGCAAACAUGCCUGCUUCCACUUUCUUUGCCAUCAUCUUUUUCCUGAUGUUACUCACGCUGGGAUUAGACAGCACGUUUGCAGGGCUAGAGGGAGUGAUUACCGGAGUACUGGAUGAAUUCCCGCAUGUCUGGAGCAAACGCAGGGAAUUGUUUGUCCUUGGUCUGACCAUCGUUUGCUUUUUGGGGUCAUUAGCAACCCUGACAUUUGGAGGUGCGUAUGUGGUAAAGCUGUUUGAAGAAUACGCCACUGGUCCAGCUGUCCUAACAGUUGUGUUUCUGGAAGCAGUUGCUGUGGCCUGGUUCUACGGCAUCACCCAGUUUUGCAAUGAUGUGAAAGAAAUGCUAGGCUUUACCCCAGGCUGGUACUGGCGAGUUUGCUGGGUAGCAAUUAGUCCCAUCUUCCUUCUGUUUGUCACUUGCAGCUUUCUGUCCAAUCCUCCUGAGCUACGGCUUUUUGAUUAUAAUUAUCCCUACUGGACUACAGUAGUGGGUUACUGCAUAGGAACUUCUUCAGUCAUGUGUAUUCCGAUCUACAUGGUUUAUCGGUUGAUCAUCACUCCAGGAACACUUAAGGAGCGUGUUCUGAAAAGCAUUACUCCAGAAACAGCUACAGAAAUUCCUUUUGGAGACAUCCGCAUGAAUGCAGUAUAAGCUGACCUGUUUUCUGGGGGGAAGAGAGGGAGAGCAUAAAACAUAACUUUCCCCACACUCUCCCACCCAAAGAAUUACGUUUCCAGCUGAGACAACAAAGGGAGGAGUUUUCUGUGGACGUUGCAUCACUGACAACAGGCAUUUGGAAACAUGAUGCCUCCAGCACAUUUAUCCAAGCAAUUCAAUGAAAUCUACUGUGCACUUCUAACCAGACUGAACUGACUGAGAACUAACUCAUUCUGGAAACAUGAGGAUGGCUGUGUGCAUGAGAAUACCACUACUCCAUGCACGGGCACUGGGGCUGUUUGAAAGUGUGCGUGAUUGCACAAGCCACUAUAGGACGAGUAUCAGCGGGUAGGACUAGGUGUAGAAUCCCAAGUCUGUGGCAGUACUCCUGUAUCUUCCUCAAUGUGAUUGUUCGUACUGGGCAAUGUCAUAUUCGCUUCUAAGGUUCUAAUUGCUUAAACUACAUUGAAAAACACAAAAAUAUUUCUGAUAGCCAUAGAUUACUCAAGUAACACAGGGUUUUAUAAACUAGAAAAAAAAUUAGUAAAUUCCCUAGGUUUGUAGUGGAGUAGACAGAGGAAGAGGAAACAAUCCUGAGCAGCACUAUAUAAAGCUCUGCAUACAUUAGCACACAUAUCUGGUAGCAUUAUCCUCCCCUUCCUGUAUUUUGUAGUUGGUAACAGUUUCUAUUGUUUCUUGCAUAACAAAUACUACAAAAGCAUUUUUUGUAAUGUAGUAGCCUUCACUUUCCUUUAGACCCAAUUAAGCUGUAAAAACUCAUCAUGGGUUACUUAACAAGAACCUAAGUUGCUAGCACAUACCAUACUGUUUUCAUAACUAAUCUAAAUAUUCACAAAAUCAUUGUCCUGACAGACCUAACACACGUAAAGAAACUACAGACCAACAAUGAAUUUUUGAGUUCCGAUGCCAAGAAGCGGAAUCUUAAAAAUCUGCUUCUCUGCUUUUUGGUUUUUUUAUUUAAAUUUAAGUUCAUGCCUAAAAUUUGCUGGAGCCUGUGACUUUUUCUAUUCUUUCCUAGUACAGAACUAAAGUUUAGAAUAAUCCUUUUGGCUGGUUGACAAAUGUACAUUUAACAAACUAUAAAAACCUACUUUGAAGAUUUAUUAGCUCAUAUUCUAAUGUGAGCACAUUUGGUUUUCACCCUGAAGAAGAAGAGGGGAAAUUUUAUUCUAACAAGAAGUUGAGUGGAGUUCAGCAGGACUGAU